Molecule: messenger RNA, 1626 nt
Organism: Ambispora leptoticha
Lineage: Eukaryota; Fungi; Glomeromycota; Glomeromycetes; Archaeosporales; Ambisporaceae
Source: the annotation of a GenBank genome assembly
GAUAUCAAGUCUCACAAGAAAUUGAUUAGAGACCUUCAUAACCAUUUAAAGCAAAAGUUUGAAGCAGAAGAAAACAACAUGUCAGAACUAUUAACUGAGAUUGUUCAUAAUGUGGUUAAAGAAGUUAAAAACAAAGAACAUGAAGAUAUACCAAAUGUUAUUUUGAAAGAGCUAAAGUUAACUUAUAAAGUUUUUACUUACUGUAGAACUUUAUGGAGUCAGCAUGAUAAUAAAUAUAUUGGAUAUGUUGAUUUUGAUAAUGAAAAUGCUGAACUUGAAGCAUUUGCAAAAAGUAUCUGGAAUAUCAAUGAUCAGUAUGAAGUUCGAAAUAUAGUCAAUAAUGAAUGGUAUCUUGGUAAAGUACUUAUUGAGAUUUCAAUAGACAAUUAUUUGGAUGUUGAAGUUGCAAUCGAGACUGCUGGAAAAGUCCAGCUAGUUCUUACAUCUUGGAGCAAGAUAAGAGUAGAUCUUGCAGAACAUACACUAUCACUAGAAGUUAAAAAAGCAAUGGAAGAGAUAUCAGAAUUAAAAUAUAUUUCUCAAGACACUCAGUUUGAUUUAGUUUCAUCAAUUAAUGGAUUUCUUAGAAUUGUAGAAUAUGUACUUAGCAAUUGCCUGGGUGCUAUAAUCCAGCCAAAAAGAAUUUCUCAAGAUAUGUUGGAAGUAUCACAACCUGAUGAACAGAAUCUGAAAAUAUCUAAUCAUUAUAAAACUCAAAUUCAAGCACUUUCUACCUUCAAUCGCCAAAUAUUCAAAGAACUUCUCGAUGAUAAUUUGUCGCUGACAACAUGGUUGACAAACCUGGAGAAUCGAUUGAAUAAUUAUAAGUGUGCAGGCAACUGGUUCAGUGAUUUUCAAUUAUUAAUUCCAGACAAUAUUAGUAUAGAGGUUCAGCAGUUGGUAGCCUAUAUAUUGUUAGAAAAAACUAUCAGAUUUACUUUUAAGCAAGUACAAAAUGGACAAUAUCACAAUCAGUUUGCUCUAAAUUAUACAGAGUCAUGGACUAUACCUGAAAAAGUUAUUGACUUGGAACCAGCCGAGAAUGAUCCGUUAAUAAUGGCAUACCAAGACUUUACAAAGAUCAAAUUAUAUCUGGAUAUUCUUAGUACCGAACAUGUGGAAUACGUGCGUGAUAUCUGUUCAAAAACAAUAACAAUUAUUCCAGGGACAGAUUUUAUCCGAUUUAUAUAUUAUUUGAAGUCACUCAUUCUUCAACUAUUUGAAAAACAUAUUGAGUAUGGACCAGAUAUUCUAAUAUAUAUUAACAACAAUCUUAUAAAUAACCAAUCUUUAAAGGAACAAUUUCAUAUCCUUCUGCAAAAAACAUAUGAUCUUCAAUAUGAUGCUGAGCAUGAAAACCAACUAUUAGAUAAUCAUAUCCAUCUAUCAGAAGAGAUUGAAAAAAAAGAUUCUUCAAGCUUGCAAGAGAAUAUCAAAACAAUGAAUGCAGAUAGGAAGAACAGCAUGAAAAAAAAGAAUGAAUCAAAGAUAAAGAUCAAAAAAGGGAUGUUACCUAAAGAUCUUGAUCUAGUACUUGACCAACUCAAGGUUUGGGCUCAUGGUAAUGGCACUAAGGAUGCAUUUGAGAAGACAUUUACAUUAGCUGAGCUUAAAGCUCUCAUUCAA